AAAGCUAAAAAUGAACCCUGUCUCCUCUUCAUGACCCCUGCAGACAGCGUGCUGCUGAGGGACGUCCAGGCUCUGACCCUCUACAGGAACCGCUACACCACAGCGCGGCGCUCCAGCCCAGUCCCUCAGCUGAAGUGUGUGGGCGGCUCUGCAGGCUGCCAUGCCUUCAUCCCUGAGGUGGUUCAGUGUGUAAACAAAGGCUGGGACGGCGUGGACGUUCAGUGGGAGUGUAAGGCGGACCUGGACAACGCCUACAGGUUCGGCCGUAUCGAGGUGAGCUGCGAGGGAUACAACCACCCCUCUGAUGACUACAUCCUGAAGGGCUCCUGUGGACUGGAGUUCACCCUGGAGCUGACCCAGGAGGGCCAGAGGAGAAGUCCAGGCAGCGCGGGCUCCCAUGGGGGGUUUAAGGAGUGGGGGGGACUUGGAGGUCUGGCCUCUACUUUCUUCAGCAGUUUUUUUGGAAACAAGCGGCACCAGAACCAUAACCAGUACCAGAACCAGCACCACAACCAGCACCACAACCAGAACCAGCACCACUCAGACAGCGAGUCAUCAGGCGGCCUGUUGGUGGUGGCUGUGCUUCUUCUAUUAGCUUAUGGCGUCUACAAGCUGUUCCUCAGCGGGGACGGCGCCCAGUUUGGGCCCGGUGGGGGGCAGGCAGGCUACCCUCAGGGGAACCAUCCCCACAGCAUGGGAGGACCCCCCCCUCCUGGCUUCAAGCCUGACUACACAGACUCUCCAGGAUCCAGUCCAGGAUACGGUUUCCAUAGCGAUUACACUAACGGACAACGGUACCCAGGAGGCCGCGCCGGUCCGGGCACAGGCGGGGGCUUCUGGACUGGGAUGGGGACAGGGGGAAUGCUGGGAUAUCUGUUUGGACGUCAGAGGUGAGUGAA
Messenger RNA from Cyprinodon variegatus (sheepshead minnow), 899 nucleotides. It is a transcript of the gene saraf, whose product is annotated as store-operated calcium entry-associated regulatory factor-like. Gene Ontology annotation, cellular component: endoplasmic reticulum membrane. Gene Ontology annotation, biological process: regulation of store-operated calcium entry. Bases 31 to 894 code for a protein of 287 amino acids. The record is from RefSeq and is a predicted model, not a curated record. The transcript is spliced from 4 exons. Lineage: Eukaryota; Metazoa; Chordata; Actinopteri; Cyprinodontiformes; Cyprinodontidae.